UAUCCAAGAAAGAGUACGAGAUCAUCAACAAUCCUUCAUCAGCGAUCAUAAUUGGUCGAUCGGGUUAGAAGCGACUAAAGCUGGACUGGUAAUGACAGUGUUCGAGGCCAGGGCAUGGAAUUUAGCGAUGUGCUACAUAAAAUUCUUUCCGAUUUCCGACAUUUUCUCACGCAUCCUUUCCUCUGAGCUUAAACGUCUUUACGUCGCCGUGACCAACAUAUCUGGAUUUGCGAUGAAAAUGCUGAGUAUAGCAUGCCAAUCCGCAUCACUUCAUACGAAUUGGAUCAACAAAGGAAAAUUUUUUUCUGCACAGCGACAGUAUGAACAGAGCGGAAACGAGGAGAGCUACAAACUAGUCAAUGCAUAUUACAUUCAGCAGAUUGCAAGGGAUUCUGUAAACAAUUCUGAUGAUAGUACCAUAAAGAAAAAUUUCAUUAAUGCUGCUCAGGCCUUUGAAAAGUGUUCACGGCCCACUCAGGCUGCUUCAUGUUACAAG
Funneliformis mosseae is the source of this 496-nucleotide messenger RNA. Lineage: Eukaryota; Fungi; Glomeromycota; Glomeromycetes; Glomerales; Glomeraceae. The record is from the annotation of a GenBank genome assembly.